AAUACUCCUAAUCUUAAACAUUUUUUCAUAUCUCUUCUCCAAUUCUUCCUAAAUUCUAUUCUUAACUCUCUACUCUCUAAUUCUCUUAUUCUCCAAUAUAUUAUAUUUAUUAUUUAUAUAUCUACUUUAUAGUUAAUACUUAAGAAGUUAAGAUGGAAAAUCAAGAUGCCAUUAUACGGUAUAAUUUUGAUAAGCAGAAGGACCCGAAGACCGGGAUGUGGUACGCAAUUUGCAAAUGGUGCGAGAAAAAAUGUAGCAUGAGAGUUUCUGGCGGAUUCGGAAUGGCCAUCAAGCAUAUGGAGUCAUGUGACAAAGCCAAAGGAACGGGAGAUAAAAUUUAUUCUCAAUCAUCGGAGACGAUAAAGGAUACUUUGAGAAGCCAUUCAGUGUGUGGACAUGGACAAAUCCUAGACGAGAUAAAAUGGGAAUAUGGGACAAGUCAUUGGUCUCUAAGGGGAAUUCCUCCAUUACGUGCAAGGCGAAAUUCGGUGUGACCAGCAAAGCUGGGGAAGAUGAGGGGGCGAAGUUACAAAGAGAAGUUCUAAUGACAUGGAGGACUCGGGGCCCCAUCAAGAUCAAAGUUUCCAAAUGAUGAAGUUUGUUUUACACGUUUAGUUACAUUUUUUCGUCAUUGUUUUCAUUUGAUUCCUUUACUUAAAGACUGAUUUUUUGUUUUGUUAAGUGACAAGAAUCUCACUUAAUUCAGCUAGAACUAUGAGGAUUUGUAUAGUCACAAUAAGUUUCAUUGAACACCGUUGCUAUUAUCUACUUAUUUGCAGGAACGGG
Cuscuta europaea is the source of this 786-nucleotide messenger RNA. NCBI's taxonomy places the organism in Eukaryota, Viridiplantae, Streptophyta, Magnoliopsida, Solanales, Convolvulaceae. The record is from the annotation of a GenBank genome assembly.